This is a messenger RNA of Saccostrea echinata, 1506 nucleotides long. Its product is annotated as protein TsetseEP-like. NCBI's taxonomy places the organism in Eukaryota, Metazoa, Mollusca, Bivalvia, Ostreida, Ostreidae. The coding region runs from base 35 to 1087 and encodes 350 amino acids. The transcript is spliced from 3 exons. The record is from RefSeq and is a predicted model, not a curated record.
AGUAACAUAUACACAAGUCACAUGUAGGAUAGAUAUGGAAGUCCUAAAGACAUUAGCUGUAUUUUAUCACCUCAAAGGUGCGCUAGCUCGAUCUGUUCAAGCAACGGAACACACAGAAGAUUUUCAAAUAUCCUACGCCAUAUUUGCCCUCAUUGGCUCAGUCCUGAUUGUGCUGGUAAUCUUACUGUGUACUGAUGUUCCUGCGGAAUCCGACGUCCAUCAUAAGACAAACGACACAAAUGUUGCUGAAGAGAAAGUAAAGAAGAAGAAGAAAAAGAAAAUUCAUAAGAAGAUUCAUCGAACCAAGAGCACUGGUAGCAUUAUAUCCUCCAUUAUCAGCAGUUGGGCGAGUACCUCCGAUUCUGAGGACGCAGGAGAAGACACAGCUGCCCCAGACGCUUUUGCAGUAGAAAUAGAAUCUGUAAACCUCAGCGAGAAAGAUCUUGAAGUAGAUAACAAAGAUGCAGCUGAAAAAGUCAAUCCUGAAGCAGAAACUGAAAAAUUGGAUGUGACAGCCGAAACAGGAUCUAGAAAGUCGUCAGAUUCAAAAAAUUCCAAAACUGAAGAGAAAUCUGAGGGAUCUCACUCUUCAAAUACAGAACCAAUGGAAGAAGUGGAUGCAGCUGAACAAGGUUCUGGAAAAGAGGAAGAAAGUGGUGAAAAGGAUUCAGACACAUCUUCAUCCAGCAGUGAUUCAUCAAAACAUGAAGAUUCUGAACAAGAUGAAUCUAAAGAGGGGGAAUCAGAAGAACAUGAAGCAGUAAAGGAGCCUUUGCAAGAUCAUGAGGCAGAAGAGGAACCAAAACCUGAACCAGGAGAAGAACCAGAACCUGAGCCAGAAGAGGAACCUGAACCAGAAGAGGGGCCAGAACCUGAGCCAGAAGAGGAGCCAGAACCUAAACAAGACGAGGAGCCAGAACCUGAGCCAGAAGAGGAACCUGAACAAGAAGAGGAGCCAGAAGGGGAGCCAGAACCUGAGUCAGAAGAGGAGCCAGAACCUGAACCAGAAGAGGAACCUGAACCUGAGCCAGAAGAGGAGCCAGAACCUGAACCUGAGCCAGAAGAGGAGCCAGAAGCUGAGGAUUAAUAAAAACUGAAAAAUAAACCAUAUUACAUGAAAAAUGGUUGAAAACUGAAAGAAUAUGAAGGGAGCUUAAACUGGAUGGAAAUGGACAUGUGACAUGGAACCAGAUUGUUAGGAAUUAAGUAUUUCCUUGAAACAGUGAAUUUGUGAAAGAACUAUUCUGAGUUCUAGUGCACAUCUGAUAGCUAAAUAUGCAUCAGAUUUUGCCUUACAAGGGAAGCAAAAUUGUAUCGAGACAUAAUUUGCAUACAUUCCUAAAAGGGUUACACAUUGAACAUCAAGAUGUGUUAAAAGUUUUUGUAUACAAGUACAUUCAUUUUUACCUUUCUUACAAUUUAUCCUACUUUUGUAAAAUUUAUUAAAACAGUGAAAUUCAAAGUGACUUUAUUUUUAAACAAUAAAUUACAAACAUUUAAAUAGAC